AUGACUUCAGAAGAGAAGUCUACUUUUUGUGGUGUUUUCAAGGGCAGUAAGUUACCAGAUGGUAGUGCAUCAAACAUUUCAAGAUGUGUGCACAUUACUGAAAGGAAAAUAUCUGGUUAUAAGAGUCAUGAUGCACAUUUUAUGCUACAUUACUUACUACAGAUAGCAAUAAGAAGCACAAUGCCAAAUGCAGUGGCUCAUCCUCUAAUUCGUCUUGGUUGUUUUUUUCGCUCUUUGUGCCAAAAAGUUAUCCAAGUCCAUGAGCUAGACUACUUACAAGCAGAGAUUGUAGAAAUACUUUGUCAAUUGGAGAUGAUUUUUCCUCCUAGCUUUUUUGAUAUAAUGGUUCACUUACCUAUUCAUCUUUCCAAUGAGGUUAAAUUGGGUGGCCCGGUUCAAUUUCGGUGGAUGUAUCCUAUAGAAAGAUAUUUAUGUAAGCUCAAGAGUUAUGUUCGUAAUAGAAGCCAGCCAGAAGGUUCUAUUGCUGAGGGGUAUUUGGCUGAAGAGGCAUUGACUCUUUGCUCAAGAUAUUUACAUAAAAAUGUGGAGACAAGGUUGAAUAGAAAGAAUCGAAAUUAUGACAACAGUGAUUUGUGUGAAGUAGAUGCAGCUGAUUACUUCACAAGUAUUGGAUGUCCUUUAGGGGGGAAGAAAAAUGGGGAACCAUUUGCUUUGGACUUUCAAUCUACAGCCCAAGCCCAUCGAUACAUCUUAUUCAAUUGUGAAGAAGUUCAAGUCUAUAUCCGAGAGCAUGAUGAUAGUAUUAAUAGUCACACUAAAAAACGGAAGUGGGCUAAGGCAAAAGUGCAGAGUCAAGAUUUUAGUGAAUGGUUUAGAAAUCGGGCCAUGAAAAAUGAUGUAUCAUUUCAGCUCAAAGAAUUGUCAAGAGGACCAAAUACUAUUGCAAAGAGGUUUUCAGGCUAUGCAUGA
Messenger RNA from Cajanus cajan (pigeon pea), 930 nucleotides. The record is from RefSeq and is a predicted model, not a curated record. Lineage: Eukaryota; Viridiplantae; Streptophyta; Magnoliopsida; Fabales; Fabaceae.